This is a messenger RNA of Synchiropus splendidus (mandarinfish), 3012 nucleotides long. RefSeq names its product actin maturation protease (gene actmap). NCBI's taxonomy places the organism in Eukaryota, Metazoa, Chordata, Actinopteri, Syngnathiformes, Callionymidae. The record is from RefSeq and is a predicted model, not a curated record. The coding region runs from base 945 to 1835 and encodes 296 amino acids. The transcript is spliced from 7 exons.
UAAAUUCCGGGCCACUAAGAUGUCCAAGAUCUGGCCGAACUGGGAGAAGAUGGCGUACAGCGACUUCUUCAACUCUGCAGAAACAGGCGUGUGAAUAAACAUGGCCUCCCUUGUUUACAGUCCACCGUCGACAAACGUACCAUCUUUUUUGAUUUUCUCAUUCAAGUUGUUGAUGUAGAUCGUAUGGUUCAGACGUACUUCUGGUGUAGUCAUCGUUAAACCUGUCGAAAAAGAGUAAAUUCUUCAGAAAUGACCGGAAAAAAAGAUUUUCAGCGUGCUUAACGUGACUUAGCUAUUAGCGUGGAUGCUAACUGCUCGAUGUUUCGGGAAUUUAACAGAAACAAGUUUCUAAAACUCAAAAUGAAUUGGUUUUGUGUAAUCACAAAGCACGUAUUGGCAUAUUAGACAUGCACAAUUUAACCAAAUGCAGCAGAAAAACGACACGAAAACGACACUACCUCGUCGAGAUGAAUGAAACACCCGGCUGCAGCAAAUCUCGAAUACUCUCGCGUGAAAUCCGUCUUCCGGUUUCUACAUGUCCACUUCCGCCGAGCUACGUCUAUUAAAUAACUUCAUAUUGGUUCGUGGUGAUAGCUAACCGCACUACUUAGAUUUAUUCAAUCAAAUCCCGGUCUUGAAUGCUUAACUCAAACAUGCAUUUAAAAUAUGCUAGUUUUCAAUUACAGAAUUAAAGACUGACUUGUAGUUUAUGGAGUUCCCGACUGCAAGACUCGGACGUGAAGCUACCAAAUUUGGAGAAAACGCGUCUGCGGUAAUGCGAGAUGGGUGGGGCCGCCUGACACUGACUCCAGCUCCGUGUAAGUCACACACAGACUCGUAACGUAUGUGUUGUUUACCUGUCAAUGUGUUCACCGCUUACACUGUUGCAACCGAGCAAUGCGUUUCCCAAUGUUUGUUGAAAGGUCCAGGGCGAUGACAGGACAAUGUCUGUCCCUGGUCGACCACCUCCACAUCCAGUGCCACCACCUCCACCUCCAGCUCCAUUGACAGCUGCUGCUCCAGCUCCCAAAAAGAAGCUUUAUCAGACCAUCGGUAGCAGUCGGACUGCUGUGGAAGGAGACCACAAUGAAGCCUGUCUGCUUAUCAAGCAAAGAGAGAACAGUUUCAGACAGGAUCUACAGUGGGUUCUGAGAAACACCUACGUGCCGUCCCUGAUUCAAGAUGGUCCGCAGUGUGGUCUGGUGGCUCUGUGGAUGGCAGCCCAACUUGGGGCAUCAAAGAUCGACAUGGCUGCUGUUGCUCAGAUGGCGUUGAACCGAGGCUUCACAGCACAGGGAGAAAUGUUUUCAGCAAGCAAUAUGGCCCUGCUGGCUGAAGAGGUCUGCGGCUGUCGGGCACAGCUCCUGUCUGGAGGUUUAGCUGGCAACAAUGCAGAAGUUAUCGUCUCACACCUGUGGAGCAGACAACCAGUUCUCAUACCGUACGAUGAAGACUUUAAUCAUGAGCCGUGUCAGCGUGACGGCCACAGAGCUCACUGGGCUGUUGCCUCAGGUGUUCUCGCCAGCGUGGAUGAGGGAGUGUUGAGAAAAGAAGAGAUGGAGUCUGACCCCACUCUUCCCUGGUUGCGCCUGCUCACUGACUGCAACAUCUCCUGUCCAUUCAGCAAACUCAAAGAUGUUUACGUGUUAGCCAAGCAGGGGAAAAGUCUGCGCUACCAGAUUUGGAGGUUGGACACUUUAGCAGAAAGCAACAAGCAGCUGAAGGUGAUGGACCCUCAAAGAGCCAGUGAUGGAACUCAAUAUGUGGUCCCUGAUGGGGGAGUCGAGGCUGGACUGGCGGGUCAAGCUGUGUUGAUCCACACCAGGAUGGAGUGAAAUGUGUUACAAGAACCUUCACUGUCACUACCUCAAGGUUUAAAUGCAAUCAUGAGAUUGUGAGCCUGAAUGAUAGUUAUUCAAAGAUAAAAGCACAUUUCUGUUUAAAAAGAUUUGUGAGGUGAAUUUUUAUGUUGUUGCUUUAUAUUGUUCAUAGAUUAAUAUUUGUAGCUCAGCCUGCAUUUACUACCUACUUCUUAAUUGUGGAACUAUCAAGUAAAGUCUGAUCUAAUCCAUGAGUUGUUAUGGAUUGUGGGUCGGUUCCUCACAUUCAGGUGUUUCAUUUUUUUCACCUUCCUGUACCCAAAGCUACCGAAUCUAGAAUGUUACUCCGUUUCUUAUAGUGUAAAAAAAGUGUCUUGAUCAAAUGCUGGUUCUGGACUGUAACCAUGGGGUGGCGUAGUUUGCCCAAUUGUGGACGCGCGUAGAUAUCAGUUUUAUAACUGUAUUGGAGUCGCUAAGAUUAAUGGGUCGUUAACUCCUUAGGGAAAAAAAACAGUCUUGUCAAAAAACCUCAUUUCCAGUUUAUUGGGAUCCGAGACCUUCAGGAAAAAGCAAGAAUGUCAUAUUAACAGUCUGCAAUGAUGUGUCUUAAAACUACAGUCACCAAGUGCCGACAAGUUUUACAGAAUGAAGCUCAACAGCAGGUCGUCUUUUACAAAUGGAACGUAAACAAAUGGUUCAGCUGCUGGAGCUGCGUUUACACCACUGAAAAUCCUGAAGCGGAAUUCCAGAUUCUUGAUGUCUGGAAGCUUAUGUACACUGAGUUGCCACUGUGAAAAGCCCUGGAAGACAUUAUCAUCGGUAUCGUCACCGUUUUGAAAACAUGUAAUUGUCUUCUUUUGUAAACCGAAUGCCAGACUCUGUCGAUACAGAUAUCUAGGACAUUCCACCUUAAUAAUCAUGUGUGAAGACGAGUCAGUUCCACCAGGAAAUUCCAGUUUUAAGAGUCAUGCAGGCAUAUUCUCACACCUUCUGCAACACACACGAGGCACUGCUUUUUGUUUUAUGGCUUUGCAAGGACCCAUUCUAAUUUUUACUUGGCGAAACUCACCAUGAUACAAAAAGAUUCUAGUCAUACUGCAGGGUUAAAAAUAGAUAAAACAUUAGGGGGAGAAACCCGCUGGAAUGAUUCAAAAGCCAUCUGGAAAAAAGAUCUUGGCACAACAAGGAAGGC